AUGUCGAAUGAAAACGUAUCUCCUAAUAGUAGCAACAUCGAUUUAUGUAAAUUGACUAACGAUGAAGGCGAAAUCAUUGAUACAAGCAAAUUCUCGCCCAACGAAAUGAAACUUUUCAAAAUGUAUGGGAAGUUACCGUCAAAAAAAGACAUUUUCAAGCAUACCAUGCAAAAGAGGAAAUAUUUUGAUAGUGGUGAUUACGCUUUGCAAAAAGCCGGUAUACAAAACAAUGACCCAGUGAAUUACGGGAAAAACAAUUUACCAUUGACUAAUCCUAGUAAACUACGAGAAGAUAUUAUAAAAAGAAGGAUAAGCACUUGCCCAUCGACUGCUUCUACUGCUGGGGUAGUAGACAAUGCCACUUUGAUACAGAAGGAGGGAAGUAUAUCUAGUGGGCCACCAUCAUCUAAUAACGGUGGUAUUGGAGGUAGUAGUACGAGUUCAACUCCAACUGGCAAUCAUAGUUCCUCAUCUUCUAGUUUACAUGCUGGAUCACCCAUUAGAUGA
Molecule: messenger RNA, 507 nt
Organism: Saccharomyces kudriavzevii IFO 1802
Lineage: Eukaryota; Fungi; Ascomycota; Saccharomycetes; Saccharomycetales; Saccharomycetaceae
Gene: IGO1
Product: phosphatase regulator
Exons: 1
Coding region: 1-507 (168 amino acids)
Cellular component (GO): cytoplasm
Molecular function (GO): protein phosphatase inhibitor activity
Source: RefSeq, a predicted model, not a curated record